CCAAAAACAACAACCAUCCACACGUCAGCCGCCCACCAUGACGAGCAUAGACGAGAUAUUCCAAAAAUCCGGCAUCUCCAGCAAACGCAAGCUGGACCCCGUCCGCGAUCCAACCGAAAUCUACAAAUCCGCCAAACUCUCCUCCUCCACCGCCCGCCACGCCCACUUUCAAGACGACACCGAGGCAGACCCUCUCCCACCCCCGGCCUCCGACGACGAAGGCGACUACGGGCCCUCGGCCCCCCCACCCGACGACGAAGAUGAAGCAGGCGACGAAGACACCGAAGGCCGCUUCUUCGGCGGCGGCAUCACGCGCACCGAGCGCGAGAUCCUCGACUUUGUCGACAGCGCCGACGCCGCCAACAACUCGACCGCCACAAUCACGAACGACGCGGCCGGCGACGAAACGAUCGACCUAUCCUGGCUGAAAAAGACCGCCCUCUCUUUUGAGAAAAAGAUUACGCGCAACGCCGAGCUCCGCGCGCGCUACGAGUCGGAUCCCCAGAAAUUCAUGGACUCCGAGGCCGACCUCGACGCCGCCAUCAAGGCGCUGUCCAUCCUCUCCGAGCACCCGGCCCUGUACCCCGACUUCGCCCGCCUCGGCUGCGCGGGGAGUCUGGUCUCGCUGCUGGCGCACGAGAACCCGGAUAUCGCGCUCGACGCCGUCGAAAUUCUCGGGGAGCUGACGGACGAGGACGUCGCGGCGAGCGAGGAGCAGUGGAGCGCGCUCGUGGACACUGCGCUCGAGGCGGAUUUGUUGGGGUUGUUGCUUAGUCAUCUGGGGAGGCUGGAUGAGACGGAGGAGGUGGAUCGGGAAGGGGUGUAUCGCGCGCUCGGUGUGGUGGAGAACCUGUGUUCGAAGCGCGAGACGGCCGAGACGGUCGGGGCGGAUGAGGCGUUGGUGAGGUGGUUGAUGGAGCGGGCGGGGAGGGGGGAGAGGCCGGUGGGGCAGAACAAGCAGUAUGCGGCUGAGAUUUUGGCAAUCUUGGUGUCGGGCUCGGAGAAAAAUAGGAGGGUACUGGCUGGGUUGGAUGCCGUGGACACGAUGCUGCAGCUUGUGUCGGCGUAUCGCAGACGGGAUCCGGAGAAAGGCGGGGAUGAGGAGGAGUACAUGGAGAACUUGUUUGAGGCGCUGACGAGUAUCGCGGAUGAGCCCGAGGGCAAAGCCAAGUUUGUCGAGGCCGAGGGCGUCGAGCUGUGCUUGAUUAUGCUCAAGGAAGGGGGGAAGCUCGGCAAACCUGCGGCUCUUAGGCUGCUUGAUCACGCAGCGGGCGGCCCGGCCGCGGCAGGAGUUUGUCAAAAGGUCGUGGAGGACGGCGGGCUCAAGACGAUAUUUACCAUGUUCAUGAAGAAGCACGAUCACCAAAUGAUGGAGCAUCUUUUGGGCAUCUUUGGCUCAAUGCUACGGUUGCUGCCAGCCGACACGCCAGAGCGAAUUCGCACGCUGGCCAAGUUUGUUGAAAAGGACUACGAGAAAACGGAGAAGCUGGUCAAGCUUAGACGAGAGUAUGCGGCGCGCAUCGGUGCGGCAGAUGAGCGGAUCAAGCAGGAGCAACUGGGCAUGGGCGACGACGAGAGGGAAGAGAUGGCCGAUGAAUGGUUCUCGCAGCGGCUUGACGCAGGACUGUUCUGUCUGCAGACCAUCGACGUGAUCUUGGCGUGGCUUAUCGCCGAAGAUGACGGGGCCAGGAAGAAGAUUCAGGCACUGUUGGCCGACAGGGACGAAACCUUUACCGUCAUUAGGGACACGAUCCAGGAGCAGAUCGACGGAAUUGAUGCCGAGUCGGAGGAGGCUAAGGACACCAAGGAGAUGUUGACGACGCUGGUUCGCUUCCUGCAGUGACAGAGGCACCGAGUGUAUUGGUAAAGGAUGUACAACAGCUAGACGAUACCACGAUCCCAGGAAGCCCGCCGGGGCUCUUUUCAGGCUGCUUGCUG
Molecule: messenger RNA, 1938 nt
Organism: Parathielavia appendiculata
Lineage: Eukaryota; Fungi; Ascomycota; Sordariomycetes; Sordariales; Chaetomiaceae
Product: DUF1716-domain-containing protein
Exons: 3
Coding region: 38-1843 (601 amino acids)
Cellular component (GO): spliceosomal complex
Source: RefSeq, a predicted model, not a curated record